AUGGCUGCGCAACCGGUCAACGGAAACAUGGGAAUGGGCGGCGCAGGUGGUGCAGGUGGUGCUGGACCCGGCGCUGAUGCCGUAGUGGCCAAGAUCCACGAGGCCCUCGGGGUUGUCUACAGUCCCCAGUCCUCCAAUACCGCCCGCAAAGAUGCGCAAUGGUUUCUCGAAAACAUCAAAGACACUCCCGAGGCCCCGUCACACGGCUUCCACCUAGCUUCCGACAAGCAACAGUCCCCCGUCGUCAGACACUACGCCCUAUCGUUACUCGAGCACGCAAUCAAACACAAAUGGGCAAGCUACGCAGGAGCACAGGCCGACGCUCUGCGCAGCUGGGUCUUGGAGCUCUCGCAGAACAUCUCCAAGGGCGACCCUGCCUACAUAAGGAACAAGAUCGCACUGCUAUGGGUUGAGAUUGCCAAGAGAAGCUGGGCGGCAGAGUGGAUGGACAUGGACUCGCUCCUGGUUCAGCUAUGGCAGGUCCCCGAUUCCGGAGUCCACAAGGAGUUGGUCUUGGUUAUUAUAGAGAUCCUGUCCGAUGACAUUUUCAACGGUGACGACCCAGUGGUUGGCCUUCGCGAAGGGGCCCUUAGUAAGGCCUCCGUCGAGAUAUUCACACCUGCUGUCGUCCUGGCAGAGGCCUUCCCGAAUCGAGAAUCUGGACCCGAUGUCAGGUGCGGAGAGGAAGGCUGGCUUGCAAGGAUCACUGACCUGCUGCGUCAUUGCCUCUCUGGGGACAUACGGGCGAACGAGGAUCUGCAAAGUUGUGCUGUGCGAGCGCUUGCUGUCAUCUACUCUCUAAUGCCCUGGGUCAUCCCGAAGGCUGUGGCCGUCACUGGGUGCGUGCCGGUCUUGUGCGAGGGCCUUGGUGCAUCUCACGUUGAAGUACAAAAGGCUUCAUUGGAGGCACUGCAUGCUCUGUACACCCGUACAAGCCUUAUCGACCAGGAAUUCCUUGACUUGGUCGUACCACUAUACCAUCGCAAAUACGUCGGCCUGUUCACUGGGCUCCUAGAGUGGUCCGUAGUUGAUCCUGACGAUUUAGAUGAUGACAAGUAUCAAUUCUCCAAGAAGCUAUCAGAGAUGGUCUCGUUCCUCGGAAAUUACAUGGACCGACGUUUUGCUGUGCUCCCAGCAGAUCCAGAGCGGGUUGACUUCCAGGGUUUCUUGCAACUUCUUCUUCUUGCCACCCAAAGCCAGAGUCUAGUAGUGUCCAUUCCGGUACUUGUAACAUGGACUCGUCUACUGAACAAUCGAUCCCUUGGCCCAAGCAUUGCAGGGAUUUCUACAUUUGUUGCGCCGCUCCUGGAGGUAUGCAGCUCCAGGCUCAUCCGCUACGAGAGUCUCCCUGAGGAUACUGAGGACCCUACCUUUCGUUUCUUACUGGAAGAUACCGACACAGUUCCUGAGCGACAUGCUUUCCUGGGCAACUAUAGACGCUACAGCGCACAAGUCAUCGAGACCAUUGUGCUGCUCAAGAUAUCUGAUGCAAUGCAACACAUACUAAGCCAGACGGAGAAUGUCUUGGAGCAUCUGUAUGAUGGCACUCCAGGUUUCGAUAUUGCAAAUUAUUCCAAAACAUCUCAGCCGGUCCUGCGCGUCGAUGCCCAAGCUACAGUCAUUGAGGCUGCCUUGAAGGGAUUUGGCAAGUGGCGGUCGAAGUCGUCAGGAGGCGAGCUCCGUAAACAGGAAUCGACCGCUCUGGAGAACAGCUUGGAAGCAUGGUGUAACCGCCUGCUCGCGAUGAAGUUUGAGGAUCCCUUAAUCAGGAAGAGAAUCUUGCAACUCCUUGUGGCAUUCUCUACAUCUGCGCUCGACAAGAACCCGUCAUUCAUGCUCAAAGUCCUGGAACACAUUCUGGUCACCUGGCCGUCGACACACCCAAGAUACCAAAUGUAUACCGAUGCGAUCAAAGAUCUGCAGGCAGAGAGCAUGGUGGAACUGCAGAGGCUCGCCAUAAAAAUGCCCGACCAUCUGCUUGACGUUUACGACAGGAUCGCAACAAAGGUUGAGGAGAUGAUCGGUUCAGGAACACUCGACGAAAAGCGACAGAUCACGUAUCAGACUUUUCUGUUUACCAUCAUUCACCGAUCUACUCGGGUCGACGAAGCCACGAAGAUCCAGAAGCUUCAACCUUUCAUAGACCCCGUCAAGUCUCAAUGGCAGGACACCCGUCUGAAGCAGGCCUUAUCCUCGCAUGCUGGCUUCUUUGAGCUUAUGGCUCUUGACAAAGCUCAAAGCUAUCUAGCCCGGAAGCGGAUGCAUGAGAUCCCUGACUGGGGCGCCGUGGAGCUUGAUGCCGAAGGGCAAGCUCUGCAAGCCGAACUUGAAGAUCGCCAAACCCUUUUGCCCUUGCGCCCUACAAAAUCGUUCCUCCAAUGCUCCAUCGACAAGCUUGACAAAACUACGCAGCCAUACCAGGUUUCGUGUGCUUUAUGGGGUAAUGGGCUCUCUCUAAUGCUGCCCGAGCUCCUCAAUUUCCUCAGUCAUGCACAUGCUUCUCACUCGACCGACAACUGGACCGGACUACCAUCAGAAAUGAGACCCAUCGUUAGCCGCGUUCUCACUGACCGAUUUUGGCAAGCCGGCAUCUCGGAAGGCAGUAAAGAUGAAUUCUAUGCCCGGGUUAUGGAGAAGAAGCUCACCUUGGAGGGUUUGGCCUCGACAAUUCGAGGAUCCAUACGCUUUGUGCGAGAGACUUGCUACGCCAUUCUCUAUUGCAUGACGAAACUGGAGAUGCAAUUCUAUGGCUUUAGUGAGCUGCCCGAGCCGUUGGCCCGCGCUCUUCUAGCCGACUCGUUCAGCCUCUCGGCGCAUCAGCUGGUGAAUCUCCUAAAUCUGGUACGAUUUCUGGUGGACAACUGUCCAGUACAGCUGCGAGGACAGUUUCUACCUCCCAUCCUCGCAGCGUGCUUUCAGCGGGUGGAUACCAGAGUGAACGCGGAAUGGGCACAACUCGACGAACAACAAGGCGUCAAGUCCGACGGAGACGCUCUUACCGAGGAGAUGAAAUCCGAGAGCAUCUUGCGACAACUAACGUACACAGCCGUGAUGAUGGUGGCUGACUUCCUGGACCCGGCUCGGAAAAACGCCCCAGCUGGAUCAUCUGACUCGGGAGAGGCACAGGAAUACCCCUCCCUGCGGAGGUUCUGCUUGAUGCACUCCUCCAUUGCCGAACCCCUUCUGGUAUUUUGCACCCACGUCUUACGGAUACGAGAUUCGCGAUGCUGCGGUGUAAUGCUGCGGGUAUUCAAGUCCAUCAUCCCGGAUUUUCAAGUUAGCGAGAGCUCUUCACAACACUUGAUCGCGGAGGCAUCCAGAAACGGAGGUGAUGCAUGGUCAAUACCUUCCGGCACAGCCUCGGUGAUCCGCGAGUACAUCUCGUCGGAGGUGGUCAAGGCCUGUAUCACGUCGAUCCACGAACCUUACUUUGUCGAGCUGCAGAAGGAACUGGCGUCCCUUAUUGCUACCAUUGUGAGCAGUUAUUCUCGUUUCACGUCCACAGCGCGGGACGUACUGGUUUCCCUUCCGAACAUGAAGCCGGACGAGGUGGACCGCGGCAUUGAGCACAUGAGGAAGGCCGGCACCAGCAGCCGCGGACAGCGAGCGGUCAUCCUCGAGCUUUUGCGCGAACUCAAAGGAGUUAGUAUCUCAGAGAUGGGUAAGCUGAGCAAGAGCAUUGGGCAGCCAGUCACUAGGGCCAAGCGACCACCUCGCAGCAAGUUGGCACAGAAAUUCAUGACGGAUGCGGCACCGGCCAACGGUGGGCCGGGUGCGGCGGGCCAGUCGACGAGUAAUGGUCAAGCAGAUGGCGCUGAUGACCUCGAGGGCGUUGCCAGACUGUUCGAAUCAUAG
Molecule: messenger RNA, 3855 nt
Organism: Anthostomella pinea
Lineage: Eukaryota; Fungi; Ascomycota; Sordariomycetes; Xylariales; Xylariaceae
Source: the annotation of a GenBank genome assembly